AAUUUACCUCAGGCUUUAUACGUGCCGGGAGGAGGUUGAGCGUUUCCCCGGGCACAGUACUCUGGACCCGGCGCGCUCUGCUGUGGCCACUCGUACCCUUGGUGCUUUCCCUGCCCCCGAACCUCGGUUGCAGGAUUAAAGUCUGGGUUGGUGUUAAUGAUUCCCCAACUGAGAGAAUCGGGCCGGGGAGAGGAGAGGACGGACGCUCACGACGUGCGGGGGAGCAGGCACACCUCAGUCCGGCCCCGCGGUGGUCAAACACCGACUCGUACCCCCCGUACCCCCCGGCGGAGGCAGAGCCGGGCUGCGGCUCUUCCCCAGGUGUCGUGGUGGAGAGGGACCAGCUGGAACAAAGUCUUUAUUCAGCUCUGCAGAAAGCUAUCAGCAAUUCUCACUGUGCUGGACUUGGCUGCCCCUUGUCUGAGUCCAAAGUACACAUAAGGAACACAGGAGUCGGUCACUGGACACAGUAACGGUGCACGAGCGGGCACGCGGCCGGGAGUCGGAGAUCUGUGUAAGGAGUCAAAGCUGUGACACAUCCAGGCGCUGAGAGGGCUCCACUUCGGUGCGAGGCAGAGAGGCAGCGAGUUGGGACUGACAGCCUUUUGACAAGGUCCCAAGUGCUAUGUCCCUGCGGGCUCCCCUGAGAAGAUCUCUCCAACUUUGCAGCCGGUGCUACCCAGUUCACGCUUCUUUGAGUUAUGAAGCCAUAAAACAACAGUACAGACCAGAGGUGCCAGAGUACUUCAACUUUGCAAGAGAUGUGCUGGACAGAUGGACUGAAGUGGAAAAGGAGGGAAAAAAGUCUAAAAACCCCGCAUUAUGGUGGGUAGAUGGUGCCGGAGAAGAGGUGAGGUGGAGCUUUGAGGAGCUGGGAGUGCUGUCUAGGAAAGUGGCAAAUGUCCUCUCUGAUGCCUGUGGUCUGCAGCGGGGAGACAGAGUUAUUCUGAUUCUGCCCCGGAUCCCAGAGUGGUGGCUGGUGAACGUGGCUUGCAUGAGAACAGGAACUGUCCUGAUUCCUGGCACACAGCAAUUGACAGCGAAGGACAUUCUUCAUCGACUGCAGAAAUCCAAGGCAAAGUGUAUCAUCACUGAUGAUUCUGUGGCACCAGCUGUAGACUCAGUUGGGGCUGAAUGCCAGUCUCUGAAAGUCAAGUUGCUUGUGUCAGAGGGCCACAGAGCCGGAUGGCUGAACUUUAAAGAUCUCCUGAAAAACGCUCCUUCUGAUUACCACUGUGUGACCACAAAGUGUCAGGAUCCAAUGGCCAUCUAUUUUACCAGUGGAACUACAGGAUCUCCAAAAAUGACCGAACAUUCCCACAGCAGCUAUGGUAUUGGCCUCACAGUAAGUGGAAGGUACUGGCUGGACUUGACUUCCUCAGAUAUAUUUUGGAACACAUCGGACACGGGCUGGGCAAAGUCAGCUUGGAGCAGCAUUUUUUCACCAUGGAUUCAAGGGGCAUGUGCAUUUGUACAUAAGAUGCCACACUUUGACCCAAGCAUUGUCUUUGAGAGUCUGUCAAGAUUUCCCAUAACCGUCUUCUGUUCCCCUCCAACUGCCUAUCGAAUGUUUGUGCAACAUAAACUGUCCAGCUACACAUUCAAAAGCCUGCGACACUGUGUGAGUGCUGGGGAGCCAAUCAACCCUGACGUGAUGGAAGAAUGGAAAGUGCAGACUGGGCUGGAUAUUCAUGAAGGCUAUGGACAGACAGAAACAGUGCUGAUCUGUGGAAAUUUUAGGGGAAUGAAAAUCAAACCUGGCUCUAUGGGAAAGCCAUCUCCAGGCUAUGAUGUCAAGAUUAUAGAUGAAAACAGUAAUAUUCUGCCUCCUGGAAAAGAAGGUGAUAUUGCCAUCAGAGUAAAACCUACGAGAUCGCCUUUUCUUUUCACUUGCUAUGCUGAUGAUCCAGAGAAAACAGAAGCAACAAUACGUGGGGAUUUUUAUGUCACUGGAGACCGGGGGAUUGUGGAUGAGGAUGGAUACUUCUGGUUUGUUGGAAGAGCUGAUGAUGUCAUUAAUUCUGCCGGAUACCGCAUUGGCCCCUUUGAAGUAGAAAGCGCCCUGGUAGAGCAUCCUGCAGUGGUGGAAGCGGCAGUUGUCAGCAGCCCAGACCCCAUCAGGGGAGAGGUAGUGAAAGCCUUUGUUGUUUUAACAUCCGACUAUGCUUCAUGUGAUCCGGAGAAAAUGAUGAAAGAGCUGCAAGACCAUGUUAAGAAAGUUACUGCUCCAUACAAGUACCCUAGGAAGAUGGAGUUUGUUCGACAGUUGCCAAAAACUGUUAGUGGGAAGAUCAGAAGAAAUGAACUACGCCAGAAGGAGUGGAGAAAAGAUUAGACAUACUUGUUGCUUUUUUACAGGAUUUUUUACAAAGUAAGACAUUGCAGAUUUACACAGUAACGUAGAGUAAAAGACAUUAUACUAUAGUUAUCUUAGUCAAACCUAAACUAAAUUUGUACGCGAUUCCAGCGUUUGGCUGAGGUGCUACACUAAUAGCUAGCAGUAAAAAAGCAGGCAGGCUGAUACACAGGAAACUCAUGUAGUCGAGAGUGCAGUAGGUGUUAAAUAAAGUAUUUAAUGAGGCAUCACCAGCAUUUUAUCUUUAUUGUUAUUUAAUUUAAAUGAUAAAAACCCAGCAAGAGUUUAAGAGAACACUAUUGCUUCAAGAAUCACUUCUGAGAAGGGCAACAGCUUCUAAAUGUAUUUUUAAA
This is a messenger RNA of Grus americana (Whooping crane), 2709 nucleotides long. RefSeq names its product acyl-coenzyme A synthetase ACSM3, mitochondrial-like. The transcript is spliced from 15 exons. Bases 626 to 2335 code for a protein of 569 amino acids. Gene Ontology annotation, molecular function: fatty acid ligase activity; fatty-acyl-CoA synthase activity. The record is from RefSeq and is a predicted model, not a curated record. Gene Ontology annotation, biological process: acyl-CoA metabolic process; fatty acid biosynthetic process. Gene Ontology annotation, cellular component: mitochondrial matrix. NCBI's taxonomy places the organism in Eukaryota, Metazoa, Chordata, Aves, Gruiformes, Gruidae.